UUGACAACUAGACACCACCCGACGACGAUAACGCUGCUGCUACAUUCGGAACCAGGCUAGCAGUAAAUAUAUUUUGUUUACUGACUGAGUGUUGGAAACUAACUCACUAAUUUCGUUUUGGGUUGGGCAGCAAUCUGCAGCACCAGUUGCUGACACUGCAAGGUGGGGGAGUAGGCUGUUGAGAUUAGAUGCUCGAGAGACAUUUUUUUUGUGUGUUGAUGAGCCGAGUAACAUGGACACAAAGAACAAAAGAUGAAGUGACUGUCACCCGAGGGAGCAUGCUGGCCACAAAGGGACAGAAGAUUAGAUGUCACCGACAUGAACGCGGCACAUAAAUAAGCUGAGGGAUGACAUCGCUGGCUGUCGGCGUGGUCCUUUGUCUAACAGGCUGGAUCACUCUCUACACACUACUGUGUAACACCAAUGGCAGCCAUGGUUCUGAGUGGAAUUGUAGGCUGGUCACACUGCUCCAUGGAAUCCUGGCCGUCUGUAUAACUGCCUACAUAGGCUAUGUGGAUGGACCUUGGCCCUUCACACAUCCAGGCACAAAGAACACCCCCCUUCAGAUCAGUGCUAUGGUCAUUAGCCUGGGCUACUUCUUCUUCGACAUGGGCUGGUGUGUGUACUUCCGCACAGAAGGCCCGGUGAUGCUGGCCCACCACACCAUGAGCAUCCUGGGUAUCUUGUUGACCCUGAGCUUGGGGGAAUCAGGCAUCGAGUCCUGCGCCGUGCUCUUUGGCAGUGAGAUCACAAACCCCCUGCUGCAAACUCGCUGGUUCCUGAGACAGUUGGGUCGCUAUGAGAGCCUGACGGGGGAGGUGGUGGAUGUUUUGUUUGUAGUGCUAUUUGUGUUCAUGCGCAUAGUGGUUGGCGGGAGGAUGUUGUACUGCGAGCUCAUCUCCCCACGGCCCAGGUUCAUUAUAAAGUGUGGGGGAGUUGCCAUGUAUGUGCUGUCCUGGGUGUUCAUGGUGGACAUUGGUCGUUUCGCCUACCGCAAGAGUCAAUCCAAAUACAGACGCUGGAGAGACCAACACAGAUUGGCAGCAGUUAACGGACAUGACGGAAAGACCGACUGAAAGACUUCCUUAUCAUUAGAAGAUGAAUUAAAAACAUCCAAUGUUUAUACUAACAGAACGUCUUUAACAAAUGAUUAACUACCAAUGGUUGGGUAUGAUUAUUGGGGAAUAGUCUUUGGUAUUCAGCUUACACUUGUACAUUUUUGUGCUCCGUUCAGAAAAAACAAGAUGCUCAGUUUAAACAUUCACUGUUCAUCAGUCACUUUGGGUUAAUAAACUGGGUGGUUCGAGCCCUGAAUGCUGA
This is a messenger RNA of Salvelinus sp. IW2-2015, 1320 nucleotides long. Its product is annotated as TLC domain-containing protein 5-like. The record is from RefSeq and is a predicted model, not a curated record. NCBI's taxonomy places the organism in Eukaryota, Metazoa, Chordata, Actinopteri, Salmoniformes, Salmonidae. Gene Ontology annotation, cellular component: membrane.